Molecule: messenger RNA, 4151 nt
Organism: Saccostrea echinata
Lineage: Eukaryota; Metazoa; Mollusca; Bivalvia; Ostreida; Ostreidae
Product: protein mothers against dpp-like
Exons: 6
Coding region: 172-1566 (464 amino acids)
Biological process (GO): SMAD protein signal transduction; anatomical structure morphogenesis; regulation of transcription by RNA polymerase II
Cellular component (GO): heteromeric SMAD protein complex
Molecular function (GO): RNA polymerase II cis-regulatory region sequence-specific DNA binding; I-SMAD binding; DNA-binding transcription factor activity, RNA polymerase II-specific
Source: RefSeq, a predicted model, not a curated record
AUGUUCUAAGUUGGUAAUUCGGUUGCUCGUCGUUCUGUCGCCUAAUCACAAUACCGUUAAUUUUCAUCGUCUAAUCGGAUAGUAGAUUGAUGGAAAGUAACAAUUAUCCGUUAAUUAUUUACAAGGAUCUUUGAGAAGAUUUUGAUAUCGAUCCAAGAGGCUGAUACUGGAAUGAGUUCCCCCAUGUCCAGUCUAAACAGUCUUUUCUCAUUCACGAGUCCUGCUGUAAAGAGACUUCUUGGUUGGAAACAAGGAGAUGAAGAGGAAAAAUGGGCAGAAAAGGCAGUUGACUCGUUGGUAAAGAAAUUGAAGAAAAAGAAAGGUGCAUUAGAAGAGUUGGAGAAGGCCUUGAGUUGUCCUGGCCAACCAAGCAAAUGUGUUACAAUCCCUCGCUCACUGGAUGGUAGACUGCAAGUGUCCCACAGAAAAGGACUACCACAUGUCAUUUAUUGCAGGGUGUGGCGAUGGCCAGAUCUGCAGAGUCAUCAUGAAUUAAAACCUUUAGAUAUAUGUGAAUACCCAUUUAGUGCUAAACAGAAAGAAGUCUGCAUUAAUCCUUACCACUACAAAAGAGUAGAAAGUCCAGUGCUACCACCAGUCCUUGUUCCACGCUACAGCGAGUUUCCUGCAGGUCAUGGAUCACCACCCUCAUUGCCCCCAUUCCAACAAGCCCCAGAACCAGCAAUGCCACACAACAUUAGCUUUGACCCUAAUGGCUUUCACCCAUCCCAGGGACCCAAUUCUCCUGCUAGCUCAGGACCAGGCAGCCCAUACGGUUUGCCAGCUGGCACACCACCACCAGCAUAUCAACCACAUGAUGAUAAUGCUAAUGUGAAUAACCAAAAUAGAAACAACCAUCCACGACCCCACCAUCAGCCAAUGGACACAAUGCCAGCAUCCUCUCAUGGAAACAGAGUAGCAGGUAUGUCUGUAAAACUCACAGAUCUACAACCAGUGACUUAUCAGGAACCCCAGUUCUGGUGUUCCAUUGUCUACUAUGAGCUGAACAACAGAGUUGGGGAAGCCUUCCAUGCAUCACAAACAAGCAUUGUUGUAGAUGGAUUUACUGAUCCCUCCAACAAUGCAGAUAGAUUCUGCUUGGGAUUACUGUCAAAUGUUAACCGCAAUUCUACCAUAGAGAAUACCAGAAGACACAUUAGUAAAGGUGUGCAUUUGUAUUAUGUGGGAGGAGAGGUGUUUGCAGAAUGCCUGAGUGACUCUAGUAUAUUUGUUCAGAGUCGUAACUGCAAUUACCACCAUGGAUUUCAUCCCACCACAGUGUGCAAGAUUCCUCCAGGCUGCAGUUUGAAGAUCUUCAACAACCAAGAGUUUGCAGCUUUACUCAGCCAGUCUGUCAACCAUGGCUUUGAAGCUGUCUAUGAACUCACCAAAAUGUGCACCAUUAGGAUGAGUUUUGUCAAGGGCUGGGGGGCAGAGUACCACCGCCAAGAUGUGACCAGCACUCCCUGCUGGAUUGAGAUCCAUUUAAAUGGCCCACUGCAGUGGCUGGACAAAGUCCUAACUCAGAUGGGCUCACCUCACAACCCUAUCUCUUCUGUAUCCUGAUCGUCAAAACCCUCCGUCUCUCAAACCAAUCGAUCUCGAGGCCAAAAAAAUAUCACCGGUCACUCAGUGUUGUCAUGUACAUCGAAUUGUCAAGCUAAAAAUGGAGUUGUCCAACCAGAAUUACAAAAUUUAUGUUAUCUCAGAGUGUUUUUAUAUGUAAUUUACUCAACAAUUGUAUGAUGAACUAGCAGUUGUCUGUGCAUUCCAAACGAGUUAGUGCUUUGUAUAUCUGAGUUGCCUACCAUUGUCAGCUAUAGUAUAUUUAUAGAUAUCAUCAGUUUUGAGGUUGUAUUGUGUCUAAGGGUAAUCUUAACGAAAAUGGUAAAGUUCUUAAAAGUGGCAAAAAACCUGUAGAGAAGGAGAAAAUUGACACUCAAAGUCCACCAUUAUUUUUUAUGUUUGCAGAAAGAUGGUGAAUUGUAAAUUAUUUGAUAAAUGAAAGGGUAUAUAAAUGUAUAUAUAUUUAAUAGUAUGUCUGCAUGUCAACUUGAUUCUUGUUGUUAGUUCUGUGAUGUAAAUAUUGUGCUAUUCUAACAGUCCUUGCAUAUCUACUAACACUAUUUGUUGACACAAAAAGCCUUAAGCUUAGAUACUAGCAAUUAUGAAUAGUGAAUUAACCAGAUUUUUUUUUCUUGCUCACUCCAGUAGAAAUGCAGGGUGGCAUUAUUGAUGAUAAGUUAACACCGUUCUGGUAUUGUUACAUUUAAUAAAAGAUGAAUGUUGCCUGAUAGAAGGUUACAGUGGUGUGGAUUUUAAGGAAGUUAAUUGUAUUGUUUUCAGCAAACAUUAACUUCAAUUUAUGAUCCGCUAUACAGUGUAGUAUGGAAAUCCACAUACCAUGUUUAUUAAUGCAUGUGGAACUGAAAAAAAGUUAUAACUAAAUAUCAUAUUUACGUGAUUUUAUUAAUGAGAUAAAGGCCUUGUAGAGGUAUUUUCAACAACUGGAUAUAGUAUAAUUGCAUAUAUUAAAGAGAUAACAAUAUACUUAGCUUUCAAAGCUUAUGACAAAUUUUUCUUUCAGAUUUGAUUUUUUUUUUUUGCCUCCUCUUUAGCACAUGAACAAAAUAGCUAGUUCAUGUUUGUCAGUCCAAUUAACCACAUAUUGUUCCUUUCCAAGGUACUGUUUUGUACAUUUGAAGUUUUAGAAGAGGAGUUUGAUGCUAUAUUGACAGUGAAAGAAAAACUGUACUAGUCUUCAAAACAUUUUAAAACAUUCUAAACUGUAUAUUGGUGUUAGAAUUGAGAUUUCUACUUGAAACAUUUAUAUACUAACUGUUUGCUGACAGAAAUUUAUUUUUCAUUGUAUAAAUUUCCUAAGUAAGUGCUGGAUUUAUAAUUUUAUAGUUUAUGCUUGUUUAAAAUGAAAGAGCAACUGAUGUGAUAUAACAUUUUUACUUCAUUGUUUAUUAUUUUCUUGGUCACAAAUGUAUAUUCUCUGUUACAAAUGUACCUAUAUAAGAUGUAGAUUACUUAUUAUAUGCCAGUUCUAUUUGAUUCUUUAUGAUCAUAUGAUAAUUAUAUCACAGUCAUGGAUCUGCAAGUUUUGUGUAUUGUAUAAUUUGCAUUUGAAAUGGUCCCUGUAAACUUGAUCAAAUGGAAAACAAUAUCCAUGAAAUAUUAGUGUUCUGGUGUAUGAUAAGUAAUCUACAACUCAUCAGAUAUUGAUUUUUCUCUGGGAAAUAUCUCACAAUGAAUUGAUUUGCUCUUUCAGAAGGAAUCCCAGGUCAGGCUUAUGAAGAGUUGAAAAUAUAAGAAUUUUUACUAUUGUUGAUUUUUUUGAACUUUUUUAUAUAUAUUAUAUGAGUUAAUGUCAAACAAACAAAGAUAGGUUGUAUUUUUUAUUUUUGCAUUUUACUAUUUUGAGCAAUGUUUUUCAAUGAAGAUGUAAUAUUUUGUUGCUGGAUACAUAUUGACUUUUAUAAUGUAGAUUGCAGUUGGAGGCAGAUGAUUCCUAGCUUGUCAAAAAAAGGAUGUAAAAUAUUAAAUUUGUCUACUAACAUGUGUAAAUUAAUUCUCUACUUUUCACAUAUUAUGAUACAAGGGAGAAAUUUCUCGUCAGUUUAUGUAUUCCUGUGUAGUUACAGUGUAUUGAUGUGUAAUACCAGUGAGUUUAAAGGUCACACGGAACUUAGGAGGCAGCCUUUGUUUAGAUCUGAUCAUGCCAUAUUGAUUAACAUAACAUGGCAUCUUAACUUUUCUGUGUCCUUCAAAUAAUCAAGUUUUUUACACUACCAUUGCAAUUUUGUAGCUGGUAAAAUAUAUAGAACAAACUGUCUUAGCUUUUGAAAUGCCAAGAAUCUCUCCCAAGCUAUGUUUUAUAUCAUUUCAUUUCUUUUGCGAAACUUUGAUCUUUUUACAUUUAUUCAGUUUCACAAAGGUGUCCUUGUUAACCUGUGCAAUGCAUUUACCAUAAAAUUUAAGAAAUGUUGCAAUGAAUAAAAAAGCAUUACAUUAUUUACAGCAUGUAGUUGUCACCAGUAUUGAUGUGACAACUGCCUUUUUUGUCCUGCUUGUAGCUAUCACUGCAUGUAUCAAUAUACUGCUUCAGAUGUCAUCAGCUGCAUAAUAAAAAGAGAACCUUACAA